Sphenostylis stenocarpa is the source of this 1615-nucleotide messenger RNA. The record is from the annotation of a GenBank genome assembly. NCBI's taxonomy places the organism in Eukaryota, Viridiplantae, Streptophyta, Magnoliopsida, Fabales, Fabaceae.
AUGGAUGUUUGCGUAAAAGAGGAAGUGUUGGAGACUCCCAUCGAAAGGAAGCCGCGAAACGGCGCCGUUUCGGUGCCUCCUCCUAGCUCGGUCAUCGAACUCAGCAGCAGCAGCAGCAGCAGCGACAGCGAUUCCGAGAACGACGUUGAUUUGGAUAGUGUAGUCGCCAGCGCCCUGCAAAACGGAGGAAGUUCGUCGAAGAAGCAAAGGACAGGUGACGGCGGAAUGAUUUUGCCGGUUGGAUUUCUCAGCCCUCUCCCUCCUGCUCCGGCGUCUCCACCGGCGCCGCUGAUGAGCUUGCCGCCGCCGGAAUGGGCUUCUAAUUCGGCAUCGCGGUCCAACGUGUGUAUGAGUUCGGGAGCGAAUAGCAGCAAGCAGUUCUGGAAGGCUGGAGAUUACGAUGGUGCUCCUUGCGAUGGCUUUGGAUCUUCAACAGUUGGUAUGGAUCAUGUCAGAGUUCACCCCAAGUUUUUGCACUCUAAUGCCACCAGCCAUAAGUGGGCUCUAGGAGGUAAAAUUGGUUAUGUUUCUGUAGCUUUUGCCGAGCUUUUGGACAAUUCAUUGGAUGAGGAACAUAAUAGAAGUGAUAAUGGUGGUGGCAUGGAUCCUGAUAAAAUGCGUCAAUGCAUGUCACUGGGGUAUUCUGCGAAAAGCAAAUUGGCAAACACAAUUGGACAAUCGCGUUCUGUUCUUACCAACCUUCGCAUCUCUUGUCCCUGCAAAGCAUGUUUGCUGUCUUACACAUUUUUGAGGAGUACAGGGAAGGAAGACAUUGUAGUACCCAUGCUGGACUAUGAAAGAAGAGGACAGCAAUGGAAUAAGAUAAUACGAACGUCUCUGGAUGAUUGGAAUAAAAAUGUUGAAACAAUGGUUCAGUGGUCACCAUUUUCUAAUGAGGCUGAUCUUCUUCGUCAGUUCAACUUGGUGAAAGAUCAUGGUACACGAGUAAUUAUAUACAAUCUUUGGGAGGAUGACCAAGGUCAGCUGGAGCUUGAUUUUGAUGCAGACCCACAUGAUAUCCAAAUAAGAGGUGUAAAUCGAGAUGAGAAAAACAUACAGAUGUCAAAAGAGUUUCCCAAUUCUCGACAUUUCUUGACCUAUCGACAUUCUUUAAGGAGUUAUGCUUCAAUUUUAUAUCUGAGACUUCCUUCUAGCUUCCGAAUUAUUCUUCGUGGGAAAGAUAUUUUACAUCACAACAUUGUGAAUGAUAUGAUGAUGUCUCAGGAAGUGACCUACAGGCCUCAAGCUGGAGUUGAUGGGCUUCUUCCAAAGGAUUCAAAUAUGGUUGCUGUUGUUACUAUUGGGUUUGUCAAGGAUGCAGUUCACCAUGUUGAUGUUUCGGGUUUUAAUGUUUAUCAUAAGAAUCGACUCAUCAAGCCUUUCUGGAGGAUCUGGAAUCCAGCUGGAAGUGGAGGGCGUGGAGUCAUAGGUGUCUUGGAAGCCAAUUUUGUUGAACCUGCUCAUGAUAAACAAGGCUUUGAGCGUACAUUAGUUUUAUCAAGACUGGAGUCUAAAUUAGUACAAAUGCAGAAAAAAUACUGGAGCACUAACUGCCAUAAAAUUGGUUAUGCUUCCAAUCGAAAUAAAACACAAAUCAGAGAUUCUGCUGAGAAAG